This is a messenger RNA of Mesorhabditis belari, 1107 nucleotides long. NCBI's taxonomy places the organism in Eukaryota, Metazoa, Nematoda, Chromadorea, Rhabditida, Rhabditidae. The record is from the annotation of a GenBank genome assembly.
AUGAAAUUCUUCUUCUUCUUUUUGUUAGCAGCACUUGGCACACAAGCCGAGCCGAUCACGCUAACGAGUGUCGAUGGAUCGUAUCUCAUUCACGGGAUGAGAUUGAGAAGGGCACAGGACCUCGUCGUGACAGCCGAUUGCACAGAUUGCACAAUUUACGUGCAAUUGUGGGCAAACGAUUCGAGACUCACCGAUUUCGUUGUCAAAGAUGCGGCCGGAUUGAGUGUCUCAUCCAAAGAACUAACCGGUCGCUAUUUUGGCCCGAAUGUGACAGUGGAUUUGGACAAAAACACGAAUUACCUCUUCGCCCUCUCAUUCACUCGAUCCACAGAAAAAUCAAAAACCGCAGAUCGCAAUUUCCCGCACACGAUUCUCGUGCUCGAGGACAAUGGCAGCUUCAAUUCAGCGGUGAAAGCCACCAACACACAGCAAGCCUACUCCUACAUUUCGCCAAAUACCCAAGCCACUUUCACAGCCACAGUCAACGAUUUGUCAACGAAUUGCACAAUCGAUUUCUUCAUUUCGGGUAUUCCGGGCGAUGCCGGUCGACAGAAAUACCUUCUCUACGAUUUCAACUCGACAACCCUGCCAACGUAUCGCAAAAGCGUCGUGCGCACUCCAGCAGCCACCUUCAUCAUUCCGCCCAAUUGCCAGGCCACUCUCGUCGUCACAACGGAAUUGGACAACACCGAUAAACUCGUGCCAACGGCUUCCGGUUUUAUGAUGAGCCCAGAGUAUCCGGGGAACUUCGCCGCUUCCGUGCUGGACACUCAUCCAAGUCUGUCGAUGAACGCCUCAUGGAGUGAUGAAGCCAUUGUCGUUUUCGAGGUCAUCAGCUCUGAUCCGGGUACCUCGGGAUCUUUGGUGCUUUUCGCGGGGAACAUCGAGCAAAAUUUCACCAAGCCAAUCACAAAAGUAGAGGAUGUCGGCGGUCUGGGAAAACAGCUAAAGGUGAUGUGGACUCCCGACAAAGACACUAAAAGCGGAUUUCUAUUGAGAUAUGUAGUCGUCAAAGACGAGAAACCACCAAAAGACAAAGGAGCCGCAAACAUUUUACCAUUUAUCUCAUCAUUUUUCGUUUUGUUUUUCACUCUUGCUCGCGUUAUG